AGUUAUCUGCUGACCCCCCUCGACCGCGGGCGCUUACUCGCAGUUGAAUAAGCACCUCGCCCAAUAAUAUCGUUAUCAUGCUGGUAGGGCAGGGCGGCAUCACACGCUCUUCACCAAUCAUGCGUUAUUGUUGUGUCCAGCCCGCCGUCCACAGCAACGCCUUGCCUCUUCAAGUAAGGAACCUGCUUAUGGGCAAAUUCUCCAAGGCAGCAGAGUUGACUACUCGAGUUCGUGCUUUCCUCGCCGACGUGUUCGGGCUAACAAAACUGUCAAUAGAGUUCUCGGUUCUCCAUCCCAGCCAGUCGAGUACGAGAGCAGCAUGGCGCCGACGCGUCGCGACACGGUCACGACCAGCCCCUACCAUUCUCGCCCGUAUCGUACCGCGUCCGCUCCACUACCAGCUCGUGCCUGGUCGGGAGAUCUUCGUCACGGAGCGUAUGGACCUGGAUCUCGUCUACGGAGGUCCAUUUCAAAAGUCGUGUCCCGCGCUAACGACGCCACACCCUCAUGCCCCUGUCAGCUACCUAGCGGUACAUAGCCUUUAGGGCGCUUGUUCCUUAGCUCUGCUGUAGCUCCCUGUAUCUCCAAAGGUCUCCAGAGGCUAAGAGCGCCCGCUGCGAUCUGCUAGCAGUACUUGAUGCGCUA
Messenger RNA from Ilyonectria robusta, 645 nucleotides. RefSeq lists its product as uncharacterized. The record is from RefSeq and is a predicted model, not a curated record. The transcript has a single exon. The coding region runs from base 78 to 545 and encodes 155 amino acids. NCBI's taxonomy places the organism in Eukaryota, Fungi, Ascomycota, Sordariomycetes, Hypocreales, Nectriaceae.